CUUCUCUCUACUCCUACUACAACAUCUUCAAACCAAACCACAACUCCCCAACAGCUACACCUCCUACUUUCAAUCAACAAAGGGUUUAUAUUUCCAUUUUCAUCAUCAAAUCUUCCUGGGUUUUCUUUAUUUCAUAGUUCUCUAACUAGGGUUUUCCUCAAAUUCACUAUAUUUGCCUUAGGGUUUUGAAUCUUGAUUUUCUUGAGUUUUUCCAAUGGCUGAUGUUGAAGUUCCUCCAUAUUUCAUCUGCCCCAUCUCUCUAGAAAUGAUGAAAGAUCCUGUAACCGUCUCCACCGGAAUCACAUAUGACCGAGAAAGCAUCGAGAAAUGGAUAUUUUCCGGGAAAAACAACACAUGCCCGGUAACCAAACAAGUCCUCUCAUAUACAGAACUCACCCCAAACCACACUCUUCGCCGGUUGAUCCAAUCAUGGUGUACUCUCAAUGCAUCAAAUGGCAUCGAAAGGUUCCCAACACCGAAGCCUCCGGUCAACAAAGCCCAGAUUGUCAAGCUAAUCAACGAUGCUAAAUCACCACAAACACAAAUGAAGUGUCUUAGAAGACUCAGAUCAAUCGCUUCAACGAACGAAACCAACAAGCGUUGCAUAGAAGGAACCGGUGCAGUACAAUUCUUAGCUUCAGUUAUCAAGCUCAACACGAACAAUGCUUCAUUAGAAGUAUCUGAAGAUGGGUUUGACCUCGCAACUUCCACUGAUGAAGCCCUAAACAUCCUAUACCAUCUCCAAUUAUCCGAAGCCGGCCUCAAAUCUCUUACCACCGGUGACAAUGGCGAAUUCAUCGAAUCCCUAUUGCGUGUCAUGCAACGUGGAAACUACGAGUCUCGUGCUUAUGCCGUGUUCCUAUUGAAAUCAAUGACCGAAGUGGCUGAUCCGAUGCCGCUAAUAAGCUUGAAACCCGAGUUCUUCGUCGAGCUAGUCCAACUCUUCCAUGAUCAAAUCUCAUCCAAGGCCACAAAAUCGACACUUCAAUUGCUAAUCAAUGUCGGUCCAUGGGGAAGAAACCGGGUUAAAGCAGUGGAUGCCGGAGCAGUACCGGUCUUGAUCGAUCUUCUUCUAGAUUCUUCUGAGAAGAGGGUUUGUGAGAUGAUACUAAUGGUGUUGGAUCAGCUAUGCCAAUGUGCUGAAGGAAGAGCUGAGCUCUUGAAGCACGGUGCCGGGUUAGCCGUUGUGUCAAAGAAGAUACUUAGGGUUUCAAAGGUGGCAAGUGAAAGAGCUGUGAGGAUUCUUCAUUCAAUUUCAAAGUUCUCUGCAACUCAAAGUGUUGUUCAAGAGAUGUUGCAAUUGGGUGUGGUGACAAAGCUGUGUUUGGUGCUUCAAGUGGAUAGUGGAAACAAGACUAUGGAGAAAGCUAGGGAGAUACUUAAAUUGCAUGCUAGGGCUUGGAAGAACUCUUCUUGUAUUCCUGUGACUCUGGCUUCUUAUCUAUGUUGAGAGAGAGAUAUUUAGUUUUGUUGUGUACAUGUGUAAUUGGUUGAACAUUAGAACAUAGGACUAUAGGGGCAAAAAUUAGUGCCCAGAGACACUUGAUAAAUGGAAUCAUUCUUGCUUUGGAAAAUUAUACUCUGAAAAUUUCUUGUUUCU
This is a messenger RNA of Camellia sinensis, 1600 nucleotides long. The record is from RefSeq and is a predicted model, not a curated record. Lineage: Eukaryota; Viridiplantae; Streptophyta; Magnoliopsida; Ericales; Theaceae.